Sclerotinia borealis F-4128 is the source of this 2736-nucleotide messenger RNA. The record is from the annotation of a GenBank genome assembly. Lineage: Eukaryota; Fungi; Ascomycota; Leotiomycetes; Helotiales; Sclerotiniaceae.
AUGUCUUCUUCCGAUGAUGAUAUGCCUUUGGCAAGAACUAAUGGAACCAAUGGCAAUAUUUCGCAAGCUCGCAUACCGAACAGCGUCGAUAAAGCUAUGAAUAAGGCUGAUGCAAAUGCGAGGGCUGCCCCCGUAGGAGUUUCUAUUCGCAAUGGACCUGUUUUGGACGAUCGUAUGGAUGUAGAUGAACCUGCCAUGAAUGGCGCUUCGAAGCGAAAGUCACGAUCAAGCAUUGGAAAUGGAAAGCCCAUAAACUACAAGGUGCAAGAAAGCGGCAGUGAAAGUGAAGAGGUACCAUUGGCGAAACGACAAAGAACCUCCAAGAAGAAAGCCGUGGAAUCCGAUUCAGAUGAUGACAUGCCUUUGGCUGGCAGGCGCAAUUCAAAAUUGCCCCCCAAAGCUUCUGCGGCUGCGAUCGGAGAGUCUUCUUCAGAUGACGAGCCACUUACCGUUAAACUUUCCAAGGAGAAAGCUUCGAUAGAAAAGCACGCCGAGAAGGAAGCGAAAGCUAUACGAGCAAAGAAUGCAACUCCAAAGAAGGCCGUCAAAAAAGAGGAAUCGGAUAGUGAUGAGGAUGUUGCACCCAAGAGGCGAAAGUCCAAUGGUGUGGCUGCGAAAUCAUCUGCAAAGAAGACCAAUGGUGUAAAGAAAGAGGAUUCUGACUCCGAUGCGCCUCUUGCAAAGAAAGCUGCUGCGAAAAAGGCCAACGGCAAGGUCAAGCCGGAACCAGAUUCAAAGAAAACUAAGGCCAAAAAGGAUGAGAGCGAAGAAGCAGAUGAGGUUUAUCGUUGGUGGGAUGCACCCAAGAAGGAGGACGACACCAUCAAAUGGGAGACGUUGCAACAUAAUGGGGUUGUUUUCCCUCCAGAAUACGAGCCACUCCCAAAAAACAUCAAAUUGAGGUAUGAUGGGAUUCCACUUACUUUGUCUCUGGCAGCGGAAGAAAUUGCGGGCUUUUUUGGUGCUAUGUUGAAUUCAGCCCACAAUGUCGAAAAUCCAACUUUCCAGAAGAACUUCUUCAAGGAUUUCACCGAUUCGGUCAAGAAAACUGGAGGUGCCAAGGAUAAAGAAGGGAACAAGGUCGCGAUCAAGGAGUUCACCAAGCUCGAUUUCAAGCCAAUUUUCGAGUAUUACGAUGGCAAGAGCACCGAGAGGAAGGCUCGAUCCGCCGCUGAGAAGAAGGCCGAGAAAGCAGUUAAGGAUGAGGCCGAAGCUCCAUAUAAGACUUGCAUCUGGGAUGGACGCAAAGAAGACGUGGGUAAUUUUCGUGUCGAGCCACCUGGACUAUUCCGUGGUCGUGGCGAGCAUCCAAAGACUGGUAAAGUCAAAUUCAGAGUCACUCCUGAACAAAUUAUAAUCAACAUCGGCAAAGAAGCUACUGUUCCUUCUCCUCCUGAGGGUCAUAAGUGGAAAUCCAUUCAACACGAUAACAAGGCUACCUGGCUUGCUAUGUGGCAGGAAAACAUCAAUGGUGCUUACAAGUAUGUUAUGCUUGCAGCCAAGAGUAGUAUCAAGGGCCAGAGCGAUUUCAAAAAGUUCGAAAAGGCUCGUGAGUUGAAGGAGCAUAUUGAUCGAAUUCGAAAGGAUUACACACAAGACCUUUAUGCUGAACUAAUGGCUGAUCGACAACGGGCUACCGCAGUCUACCUUAUUGAUAAGUUUGCUUUGCGUGCUGGUAAUGAGAAGGAUGCGGAGAAUGAAGCCGAAACUGUUGGAUGCUGUUCGCUGAAAUAUGAGCACGUCACUUUGAAGCCCCCGAACACUGUCAUUUUCGACUUCUUGGGAAAGGACAGUAUUCGAUUCUACGAUGAGGUAACGGUUGACACUCAAGUAUUCAAGAAUCUGAAGAUCUUCAAGAAGGCCCCGAAAAAGAACGGUGAUGACAUUUUCGACCGCCUCAAUACUACACAACUGAACAAGCAUUUGACGAAUUAUAUGCCAGGUUUGAGUGCCAAGGUCUUCCGAACUUACAACGCCUCCUGGACUAUGUCGGAUCUCCUAAAAAAACUCAAGAACAGUGACAUCUCUAUGCAAGAGAAAAUCAAGCUAUACAACGAUUGCAAUCGCAAGGUCGCCAUCCUUUGUAACCAUAAGCGUACAGUUGGCGCCAGUCAUGAGGCUGCAAUCGAGAAGAUGGAUGAUGCAGUAAAGGGUUUGAAAUAUCAGAAAUGGCGCCUUAAGCGGAUGAUUCUCGACCUUGACCCAAAACAGAAAAAGAAGAAGGGUGUUGAUUGGUUUGCAUUGGAUGAAGAGCUUGAUGAAGCUUGGAUCCUAGAACACCAAGCCUUCCUCGUGGCCCAGGAGCGUGUAAAGAUUGAAAAGAAAUUUGCAAAGGAGAACGAGAAGCUCGUUGCCGAAGGGCAAAAAGAAAUGAAGGCAAAAGAGCUUACCGAAAGACUCCAAGUUGCCACGGACCUUGAGAAGAAACUCAAAAAAGAAAACAAGACCAAAAAGGUCGAAGCUGAAGGCAAGGGACCCAGUGUCGAUAAGUUCGAGGCCAAUAUUACGAAGAUCGACGAAAGAAUCGCCAAUAUGCUUCUCAAGCGUGAAGAUCGAGAGGGUAACAAGGAGGUUGCGCUCGGUACUAGUAAAAUCAAUUACAUAGACCCACGUCUUACUGUCGUCUUCUCCCAGAAGUUUGACGUACCGAUCGAAAAAUUCUUCUCUAAGACUCUCCGUGAGAAGUUCGCCUGGGCUAUCGAUUCUAUCAAAGACGAAGAUGAUUGGGAAUUCUAA